CACUCUAAGUUUCCUUGGCCUAUUGCAAACUCCACCGCGAUCUUUCCAAUUGGGAGUGGCACUGGAAGCCACUCUACGAUCUAUUCCACAGAUACUGUAACAAGCACUGCCACUUCUCAAAUUGCAAUCACUCUGGCCCCUCCAACAGCAAGACCCUCACCUACAUCAAUGACUUCCGGGACCCCUGGUUCCAGUCUUUCUCCUGGUGAUGCAGCCUGUGUCAGCGUCAAGGAGCUUGUGGCUUCGCAAACUUCUGCAUCCCCCAAAGCUACCCCGACCAUCCCUGCUGAAAUUGCUUACGAGUGCUUGAACGCCGUACCAUUCAACCAGAGCGCAGCGGCAGACUUGUUGGAGAGUAUGAGACCGUAUCUCCAAUGGCAAACUACUAUUGAGUAUCUGAAAGACCCACCUGCUGAGUACGCCGAGAAGAUCCAAGCUCCCUACGACUUCUGGAAUGUCUUCGAAGGUAUCGUCGCCAAGGUAAACGCUGGCGCUUAUGCCAGCGAGUAUGCCUUUGGUUUCGAUCUUUACGAAGCUACUCAAAAGACCCACGAUGGACACUUCGCCUUUGUGCCUGACAGUGUCGUUGGAGUUUUCAGCUUUGGACGCAAGACCCCUCUUGUCUCUGUAUCAGAAGACGGAACGAGUCUUCCCGUCAUCUACGCCUAUGCAGACCUUCUCACCGCAUCAUUCGGAAACGCAACAUUUACACCUUCUCCAAUCACCCAUAUUGAUGGCAGAAACGUGACUGAAUAUCUGCUUGAGUGGUCUCAGUACGGUAGCCUCCAGGACAGGGAUGCUUUGUGGAACAAUCUAUUUUACAUCCCUGCCCAGGUCUCUCUCGGAACAUCAGGCACUGGUACUGGUACAUUUAGCGGAGGCGGUCGCGGUAGAUAUGUCUACCCUGGAGCUACGACGACCUUCGACUUUGCCAACGGAACAUCGGCCACUAACGAGAACUUUGCACGCGUGCUCCAAGAUUUUACCAACAUCACCACUGGUGCCGAUGUCUAUCAGCAGUUCUUUGCUGUGGGCCCUGAAGCAUACCAAGACGCCCUGCAGCUCGCUACAUCUACGACCAGCAGCAGCACUACUAGCCCAACUACCAACGCCACCAGCUCGACAUCAAUGGCUGUGAAGACUACUCCUGCCCCAGGAUACCCUUCUCCAGUGGUCAAACAAACCAACAACCUCAACUCAGGCUACUUCAUCCCCGAGGCCGGCUAUGACGAUGUGGCAGUCCUAGUUGUGCCAUCCUUUGUCAGCCUCGACACUGCAGAAGUCGAGUUCCAGAACGUCAACAGUGAACUCAUCGCCGCUGCACUAGCCGCAAACAAGACCAAGCUCAUCAUCGACGUCUCUGCCAAUGGCGGUGGCACUAUCUUACAAGGCUAUGAUCUCUUCAAGCAGCUCUUCCCAUCCAUUCUUCCGUAUGGUGCUACUCGUUUCCGCGCACAUGAAGCAUUUGACGUGCUUGGUCAGGAGUAUUCCGAGAUCUCGGCACACUAUCCUAGGAGCUUGGCUGAAAAUGAUACUGUUCGCGGUAUACUCUCUUCGGCAUGGAACUACCGCACCGACGUCGAUGUCAACUACGAAAACUUCAACAGCUGGGAUGAGAAAUAUGGGCCUCAUGAGUUUGGCCCUUACAACGAUACCUUCACUUCCAUCAUUCGAUGGAAUUUGUCCGAUGUAUUGACUACGGAUAACUCUGGCGGUAUUGUUAUCAGUGGCUAUGGAAACCGCACGAACGUCACUACUCAACCUUUCGCUGCCGAAAAUAUCAUCAUCGUCUAUGAUGGCUACUGUGCCAGUACAUGCACCAUCUUCUCUGAGCUGAUGCGCCAACAAGCCGGUGUAAAGACCGUCGCUCUCGGUGGCCGUCCCAACUACGACAUCAUCCAAGCUGUUGGCGGUGUCAAGGGCACAAACGACUUCCCCUGGAGCUACAUUCUCGAAAGUAUUGAAGGAGCUUUCUCCUUUGCCAACGAAACUCAUCGCGAAUACUUGAACGACAGCACUCCUUUCGGCUACUACAAUCAACUGCCACUCUAUCGCUCAGCAUCCGGUCCCGUGGUCAACAGUAGAGAUGGCAUCAGACAAGGCGACACUACAGAAACGCCUUUACAGUUUGUUUAUGAACCAGCCGAUUGCAGGAUCUUCUAUACACCAGAGAUGGUGGUUGAUCAAGAGGCUGUGUGGAAAUCUGUUGCUGACAGUGUGUGGGGAGAUGUCAAUCAUUGUGUUGCAGGUAGUGAUCAGUUCUAUGGUCGCAGCAAGAGAAGUGUUGGGGUGCAAGGGCAGAGGCAUAUGGUUAGAAGAGACAUGAACUUUGCUGAGCAUUGGGAGGGUCUGGGUGUUAGUACUGGAGAAGGACUGACACUUGGUGGUGAUGCUAUUAUGUAUCCUUAG
Aureobasidium musti is the source of this 2409-nucleotide messenger RNA. Lineage: Eukaryota; Fungi; Ascomycota; Dothideomycetes; Dothideales; Saccotheciaceae. The record is from the annotation of a GenBank genome assembly.